AUCAUUUCCGGGGAUUCCGCAUGUUAGGACUGUUUGUGUGUUAAUGCAAAAAUCAGUGUUUAUAGUGUGUCGUUUCCUUCAUUCAUAUCUUUGAUUGUCACUAGAAACUCGGACAUAAACAGUUGACAGUCUUCCCUUUAAAAUGCAGGUAAUUCUAGCAUAACCUAAUGAACAAAUAGAAUUUUUACUAACUUAUUCUGAGAAGAAUAUGAAGGAGGAAGGAUUGCAAUUCAAAUUUUAUAUUAUAUAUUUUAUAUAUAUUUAUAUGAAAAAAAAAGAACACUCACACAACUCAAAAUAUAAAAAAGACCUCCUACCCCUGCCCCUUGCCUUCUGGCUUCUUAGACAAGUUAGACUUAGACCGUCUUAAUGUUCUCAGGGGGUCUGCAGUUGCCCCAGGGUCGGUGAGGAAAUACAUUUGAGGUAGGAUACUCUGUCUUAAAUUCAAAUUGAUAACUUCUAAUACUAAUAUACAGUAUUAUACAGUAAAGAAUAUAACUAUAACUUAUAACAUAAUUGACAUGAUAAUCAAAUGUAGAUAAUAAGAAAAGAUACUAGAACUAGUGAGAAUUGUUACUGUUAAUAUGAUUGUUGUUUGUUGUUGUUCGGGAGUCGACCUUGACCACUUUAAUCAUCAGAUUUGUGCUAGUUCUGUCUAUGUGGGUGUGCAGAUGGCUAAUGAGGCAGAUUCUGGCAGCAAAUUUUCUUGUGCAGUAGGUGCAGAAGAAUGAUGGGGCAUCUCCGGGAGCAGAGUCAGAUCGGGCCUUCCUGGCAUGUCUCUUGCCCUUGUGCUCUGCAUCUGCUGUUCUGCCAACUUCAUGUUGCAUGGAGCUCCUGUGUAAAGUGGAAUUUCAUGAUGUUCGAUCUUUUGCUUUUUCCUCCCAUGUUUUGGGUUUAUUUCGAACGCUUUUAGUGAGGCUUUUACUUUUAGGUUGUCUUUAAAACGUUUCUUCUGCCCCCCAGCAGACCGCAUUCCUUGUUCGAGCUCACCAUAGAAAAUUCUUUUGGGCUGACAUUCGUCGGACUUUCUCAUAACAUGUCCCGCCCAGCAAAGCUGGGACUUCAUUAAGAUGGUAAAGAAGCUGGGGAGAUCUGCCUGUUUGACCACCUGAGUGUCUGGGACUCUGUCCUGCCAUUUAAUGUUGAGGAAAUUUUCUGAGUCUUGUUUCAUGAAAGUGGUGCAGCAUUUUUGCAUGGAGUUGGUAUAGCGCCCACGUUUCACAGGCAUAGAGAAGCGAAAGGAGAACAGCCGCCUGAUAUACUUGCAGUUUAAUUUGAGUGCUGAUACCUCUCCUGGUCCAUAUGUCCUCAGUCAAUUUUCCAUAGGUUGCACUGGCUCUCGCAAUACGGAGGUUAAUCUCGUCAUCGAUGGUUGCGCUUUUGGACAGUGUGCUGCCUAGGCAAUUACACAGCCUUGCUUCGCGCCGUUUGAUUGUUGCUUCACAAACAAGAAACAUAGCUAAGGGGGCAUUUAGUUUUAGUUUAACUUUGACCAUUCAGACCAUUGACAAUGUUUUGACAUUGUCAUCCUGAAAAUUAUUAAAUAUUGACAAUUGACUGCCUGAUUUUGGCUAGGCCAAAGAAUUUUAUGAUGGCAGUUUGAGUUUGUGAUGAUUGGUAGAGGCAGAGGCAUCACUAUUUAGGUAGCUUUUUUACCACCAUAAAUUAUUUUUCUGCAUAAUUUUAUUGUCUUAAGUUCAUGUUUCGCAAACCCUAGUGCUAUUUUGCAUGUGGCAGACAUGCAAAUUGAGGAAAUGUCACUGUGACAACAUGACAAGCCAUUGACAUACUUGGGGGCAAGAGCUACUAGCUCCAUUCCAAAUAAUAUGAGACUAAUAGUAAUAGUACCAAUAACUACUAAUAGAAAUCACAUAAAACAUUUUACAAGCCUCUGCAGAAAUAAAUGAUGAAGUGCCUUGCUUAAAUGCUUGUAUUGAGUGUACCUUGAAUUUUAAAAGGUUGUUCUAGACUUGUUCAAAUCUGAACUUUCAGAAUUUUAAUUUUUAAUAAUUAAAAAUUUGGUUGUGCACUGCUACUGAACAUUCAAUUUUUCAAUCAACAGAACCCAGAUGAAGAUACUCAGUGGAAUGAUGCAUUGCGCCGCCACAAUAUUAUUCCUCAAAAAGAGAAGGAAAAAGAAUUCACAGAAGAUGACAUAGUUAAUCUUCUUGAACAAACUGUAGAGUCUAUUCAAAAAGGCAAAUAAAUUUUUUUUACAGUUUUAUAUAUAUAUAUUAUUAUAUUAUUAGUUAUGCCUAUGAACAAAUUUCUACAUUCUGGCAAGCUAGAAAAAAGACUAAUGUACUUCAAUCUAAAAAAUAAUAUAUUUUCCUUACCCUUGAUUAGAGGGCUAAGUUAUUAUUUGAUUUCAUGACAUUAUUAUAAAGUUUUUUAAAAAUGUUGUGUGUACUAAGCAUCAAUAAUAUAAGAAAAGUUAACAUAGAAUGUUCAAUUUAAACAUUUUUUAAUGGAAUGUAAAUUAUUUUAUUUCAGGAAAAGGUCUUGCUGAGCUAACACUAGAUGAACUUAAUGAUAAAGAAGAUGAUAUAGAUGAAGAUGAUGAAAGGAUCUUUGAAGAAUACAGGUAUAUUUCAUAUGGUAAUAAAUUUUAGCUGCAAACUUAUGUAACAUAACCAGUUAGUUAGUUAUUAAUCGUUUUCACCGCCAUUUUAUUUUAUAUUUAAUUUGGCAGACGUCAAAGAUUAGCUGAACUUAAAGCUGCACAGGCAAAUGCAAGAUUCGGUGAUGUUGUGGAGAUAAGCAAGGCUGAUUACGUCACACAAGUUAAUAAUGCAGGGGAGGGAAUAUGGGUUGUUCUGCACGUAUACAAAGAUGGGUAGGUUUUCCCAAAAAUAUUUAUAUUUUGUUAUCAGUGUCAUGCUUUAUUUAGGCUUAGCUAUGGAUAAAAGGCAAUUACUUUUAUAUCUGUUGGAAAAAUUAAUCUCAUAAUGGAUAAUGUCAAUCCCAACUUGUAAAAAGUACCCCAAAACAACAUUUCUUAGUAUUAUUUAUAUUUUAAAAUGUGCACAGGACUAUAAUGUGUGAUAUAUUUUGUUUCCUUAGGAUUCCCAUUUGCAAGCUGAUUAACAAUUACUUAACAAACUUGGCAAGGAAUUUCCCACAAACUAAAUUUUUAAAGAGCGUGUCAUCAGUCUGCAUACCCAACUAUCCAGACAAAAACUUGCCUACCAUUUUUGUUUAUUUUGAGGGUGAUUUAAAGAAACAGUGGAUUGGUCCUUUUUCAUUUGGUGGCAUGAAUCUUAAACAGGAUGGUAUGAGUUUCUAUUUAUUGACUUACUUUGUAAUUUUGAAGAAAAAAAACAAACAAAAAAACCUAUUAAAUACCCAUCAGUAAGUUUCAAGGACAAAGAUUAGUGAAACUAUGAACAUUUGUGUUUUCUAAGUAAACAAUAUCCUAUUGUCACGUUUUAUUGGUAAAAUUAUUUAUAAAAAUUAACUUGUGACAGUGUAGCAGACCAAAAAAAGAGUCUGUACACAGAAUUAAACAUGUUAUCAAAUGAGAAAGUAUAAAAGAAUGGGAUUUAAAUUAUAUUUUUAAAAACAUGAUUUGUUCCUCCUAAUUUUUUUUUUUUAAUUUGGUGAAAUGACAACUUUUUGUUACAGAACUUGAAUGGAUGCUUGCCCAAACUGGAGCCAUACAAUCUGAUAUUGAGAAACCUGAAAAGCCAGAGAUCGAAGAUGUGAUGACAAGUGCCAUUCGGCAAAGUAGAAUAGAUAAUAAAGAUAGUGAUGAUGAUGAAUGAUAAAUAACUGUCUUUGUGGUUUAUAAAUGGUAGUUUUUGUAAUUUUUAUUCAUGCAAAAACUGUAGAACAUUUUGGUAUUUUCUACAGAGGUAUCUAUCUAUUGAAAAUUCUGUUUUUUAAAGCAAAAAAAGAAAAUGGCAAUUUUAGGAUAAAUUAUUAGUUUUCCUUAUUUCAUUUGUGUGCCAUUAUUUAGAUUUUAAAAAAUAUCCUUUGUAUAAAGUUUAUUGUCAUAGAAGGUAAAAAAAAUUCCAAAUUCAAGAAUAAUUAACAAAUUGAUUGUGGCUAUCCAGAAAAAAACUACUGCCAAAUUCUGUUACCUUUUUGUGAGGCUGUGCUAGUUGAACAUAUUUUUAUGUGACCAGAAUUUUGAGUUUGUUGGGAAAAUGUUCAUUUCUUUCUUUUCAGGAUUAUGUUCAUUAUAAAAAAAUAAUGAAAGAUGAUGUUUUUCUCCCAUACCCGGUACUGUUCGGAAAUGCUUGAGAAUAAAAUUAUCUUUUUGAUAAGUUAUUUAAAAUACUUGUUAUAAAACUUAACAAUAUUUAGUCAUUUUGAAAAAUGCUAAGUUAAAUAUAACAGGCCAGCAUUUAUUACUUUUUAUUAGAGUGGAUGUUUUUUUGAGUGAGAGUACAUAAUUAACUUAAAACAUUUGUAAAAAUGUCAUGAGAUAAACUUGCU
Molecule: messenger RNA, 4440 nt
Organism: Lymnaea stagnalis (great pond snail)
Lineage: Eukaryota; Metazoa; Mollusca; Gastropoda; Lymnaeidae
Source: the annotation of a GenBank genome assembly